This is a messenger RNA of Leopardus geoffroyi (Geoffroy's cat), 4055 nucleotides long. It is a transcript of the gene NLRC4, whose product is annotated as NLR family CARD domain containing 4. The record is from RefSeq and is a predicted model, not a curated record. The coding region runs from base 966 to 4034 and encodes 1022 amino acids. Gene Ontology annotation, biological process: detection of bacterium; regulation of apoptotic process; defense response to bacterium. Lineage: Eukaryota; Metazoa; Chordata; Mammalia; Carnivora; Felidae. The transcript has 10 exons.
CCAGAGUUGAAUGUCAACUGGCUUCCUGGAGUCUGUGAUCACAAGGUUUGAACGUGUAUGUGUCAGUGGAACCUAUGGCUCUUCACAUUCAGGAGAAUGUCCCAUGCAUCCAUUUGCUCUGUGCUAAUGUUGCCCAGGACCCUGAUGACCGAGAAUAUACAUGUGCUAGAAGUCUGCUGGGAUCCAUGGCACGGGUGGCUGUGACUGCAAUAGCAAUAUGCUUUAGCCAACCCAACUGGCUCAUUUAAUUUCUCUCUCACUCAUUUAAUCAUAAAAAUUAGUAUGUAUUAAAUGUUCAAAAACACUUUGCUUCAUUUUAGCUAUAGAAUAAAUAAACCAACAGAAGUAAGACUGAUGUGUUGUGAAUAAUGAGUAUAGUGUCUCAUGAGUAAUUCCUUUCCUGAUGGGAAUUUCUAGCUAUUGUGCCUUUAUGGUUCACGGUCAGCUUCUUUCCCUUGCUACUUCUACUUCCUCUCGUCUUCCCUUUCUGAACUGGUAGUUUUGGUAUCCAAACCAUUCUUACUACACUUUGGGAAAAAAAAAAAAAAAAGGAACUUACGUUGGCCCUUCUCUUACCACAGGGGCAGGGAGACAUUCAACCCACACAACACUUUACGUGAAACGGGAAGCUAAUAAGAAGAAACUUUAUUUUGAAAGCCUCUUUUGAUCCACCAAGAAGAGGGCAACUGGAUUGCUCAGCCAGCCACAAACUGGAAACAAAUCAAAUGCCAAUCAAUCAAAUUGAUAAAUAAACUGAUCUGUUUAUACAAUGGAAUACUGCUCAUCAAAAAAGGACUUAACUACCAAUAAAUGCAAACAAGGCAAAUCUCAAAAACAUGAUGUUUUACAGAAUGAGGAGCAGUUGUACAAAAAGAAGGGAACACUAUUAGAAUCAUCUUUGACCUGUGCAUUUGGAAAUAUCAUCUAUUGAGAUAUAGAAAAGUGAAAAUCUUUUUUUCAGAACAAUGAAUUUCAUAAAGGAGAAUAGUCAAGUGCUCAUUCAAAGGAUGGGAAUGACUGUUAUAAAGCAAAUUGUGGAUGAGCUAUUUGUGUGGAAUGUUCUGAAUCACGAAGAAGUAAGUGUCAUUUGCUGUGAGAAGGUUGAGCAGGAUGCUGCAAGAGGGAUCAUUCACAUGAUUCUGAAGAAGGGUUCGGAAUCCUGUAACCUCUUUCUCAAAUCCCUUGAAAAGUGGAACUAUCCCCUGUUUCAGGACUUGAAUGGACAAAGUCUUUCUAAGCAGAUGUCAGAAGAAGUCUUAGAUGAUUUGGCACAGAGUCUAAAGUAUUUAUACAAUACUCCAUCUUUUCUGAACUUCUAUCCUCUGGGUGAAGACUUUGACAUUAUUUUUAAUUUGAAAAGCACCUUCACAGAACCUGUUCUAUGGAGGAAGGACCAUCACCAUCACCGAUUGGAGCAGCUGACCCUGGAUGGGCUGCUAGACACUCUUCAGAGUCCCUGCAUCAUUGAGGGGGAAUCAGGCAAAGGGAAGUCCACUCUGCUGCAGCAAAUCGCCAUGCUCUGGGCUUCCGGAACGUGUGGGGCUCUCACCAAGUUCAAAUUAGUCUUCUUUGUCCGUCUGAGCAGGGCCCAGGGUGGGCUCCUUGAAACUCUGUGUGAUCAACUCCUGGAUAUACCUGACACCAUCAGGAAGCAGAUUUUCAUGGCCAUGCUGCUGAAGCUACGGCAAAGAGUUCUGUUUCUCCUUGAUGGCUACAAUGAAUUCAAGGCCCAGAACUGCCCAGAGAUCGAAGCCCUCAUAAAGGAGAACCACCGCUUCAAGAAUACGGUCAUUGUCACCACCACCACUGAGUGCCUGAGACACAUCAGGCAGUUUGGUGCCCUGAUUGCCGAGGUAGGGGACAUGACAGAGGACAGUGCCCAGACUCUCAUCCGAGAAGUGCUGAUGAAGGAGCAUGCUGAAGGCUUGUUGCUCCAAAUUAGGAAAUCCAGAUGCUUGAGGAACCUGAUGAAGACCCCUCUCUUCGUGGUCGUCACUUGUGUAAUCCAGAUGGGGGAAAGUGAGUUCCACUCCUACACACAAACAACACUGUUCCGCACCUUCUAUGACCUGCUGAUACAGAAGAACAAGUACAAACUUAAGGGGCUGGCUGCAGGUGACUUCGCUCAGAGCCUGAACCACUGUGGAGACCUAGCUCUGGAGGGCGUGUUCUCCCACAGGUUUGAUUUCCAACCGGAGGACAUGUCCAGUGUGAACGAGGAUGUCCUACUGACAACUGGACUCCUCUGUAAAUACACAGCUCAACAGUUCAAGCCAAAGUAUAAAUUCUUUCAUAACUCCUUCCAGGAGUACAUAGCAGGACGCAGACUCAGCAGUUUGCUGAAGUCUCAAGAGCCAGAGGAAGUGACCAAGGGGAAAGGUUAUUUGCAGAAAAUGGUUUUCAUUUCAGACAUUACAUCCAAGUAUAGCAACCUGCUUCUGUACACAUGUGGAUCAUCUCCUGAAGCCACCAGGACUGUUCUGGAACACCUUGCAGCAGUGUAUCAACAUGGCAGCCUCCUUGGGCUCUCCGUCACCCAGAAGCCUCUCUGGAGGCAGGAGUCUAUACAAAAUGUGAAAAACACCACCGUGCAAGAAACUCUGAAAGCCAUAAACAUCAGUUCCUUUACAGAGUGUGGCAUUAAUCUAUUCCAUGAGAGUAUAUCCAAAUCAGACCUGAGUAAAGAAUUUGAAGCUUUCUUUUGUGGCAAAAGCUUAUAUAUCAACUCAGAGAACAUCCCCGAUUACUUAUUUGACUUCUUUGAACACUUGCCUAAUUGUGCAAGUGCUCUGGACUUCAUUAAACUGGACUUCUACGGAGAAGCUAUGGCUUUGAGGGACACAACCACAGAAGACACAAGCAGGACUCAGGAAGGGUCCUCAGAAACCUACAUUCCCAGCAGGGCUGUGUCUUUGUUCUUCAACUGGAAGCAGGAAUUCAAGACUCUGGAGGUCACACUCCGGGACUUCAGCAAGUUGAAUAAACAAGAUAUCAAAUAUCUGGGAAAGAUAUUCAGUUCUGCUACAAACCUCAGAUUGUGCAUUAAGAGAUGUGCUGGUGUGGCCGGAAGCUUUAGUUUGGUCCUCCGCACCUGUAAGAACAUUUAUUCUCUCAUCCUGGAAGCCAGUCCGCUCACCAUAGAAGAUGAGCAGCAUAUCACAUCCGUGACAAACCUAAAAACCUUGAGUAUUCAGGACCUACAGACUCCACGGCUGCCAGGUGGUCUGACUGACAGCUUGGGUAAUUUGAAGAAUCUUAUGAAGCUCAUACUGUACAACAUUAAGAUGAAUGAGGAAGAUGCUAUAAAAUUAGCUGAAGGUCUGACAAACCUGAAGAAGUUGUGUUUACUUCAUAUGACCCACUUGUCUGACAUUGGGAAGGGAAUGGAUUACAUAGUAAAGUCUCUGUCAGCUGAACCCUGUGACCUUGAAGAAAUCCAAUUAGUUUCCUGCUGCCUGUCUGCCAAUGCUAUGAAAACCCUAGCUCAGAAUCUUCACAAUUUGGCCAAACUGAGCAUUCUUGAUUUAUCUGAAAAUCACCUGGAAAAGGAUGGAAAUGAAGCUCUACAUGAACUGAUUGACAGGCUGUACAUCCUGGAACAGCUGACUGUGCUCAUGUUGCCCUGGUGGAGUGAUGUACGAGUUAGUCUGACCAGGCUGUUGGAGCAACUGGAGGGGGACCUGCGGCUCAUCAAGCUUGGGCUGAAAAACUGGAGACUCACAGAUGCAGAGAUUAGAAUUCUAGGUGCAUUCUUUGAAAAGAAACCUCUGAAAAACUUCCAGCAGCUGGAUUUGGCAGGAAAUUGUGUGAGCAGUGAUGGAUGGCUUGCCUUCAUGAACGUAUUUCAGAAUCUUAAGCAAUUAGUUUUUUUUGACUUCAGUACUACAAGAUUUUUACCUGAUGCAGCAUUAGUCAGAAAACUUGGCCAUGUGUUAUCUAAGUUAACUUUUUUGCAAGAAGGUAGGCUUGUUGGGUGGCAGUUUGAUGAUGAUGAUAUUAGUGUUAUUAAAGGUGCUUUUAAACUAGUAACUUAAAUAAAAGUCACCUUAAGCCCA